CAGCGCUGAAGCCGCAGCAGUUUGUGGCGUUCAGGUGCAGCAGGUGCGGGACAUCAGCCACAACACCAAGAUCUUCCGCUUUGCCAUUGAGCCGGACACUCGGCUCGGCCUCACAGUGGCAUCAUGCCUUGUUACAAGGGCGCCCAUCGGCCCACCAGGGGAGGACGGCAAGCCCAAAGUUGUCAUUCGACCGUACACGCCCAUUACCCCGCCUGACGUCACGGGCCACUUCGACCUGCUCGUAAAGGUGUACCCAGAUGGCAAGAUGAGUCAGCACAUGUUCUCCCUCAAGCCGGGCGAUGCGCUUGAAAUGAAGGGCCCCAUCCCCAAGCUGCCCUACCAGCCCAACAUGAAGCGCAGCAUUGGCAUGGUGGCGGGCGGCUCGGGCAUCACGCCCAUGCUGCAGGUCAUCGACGCCAUCCUCUCCAACCCUGCCGACCACACGCAGGUGUCUCUGGUGUUCGCCAACACCUCCCCCUCCGACAUCCUUCUCGCUGACCAGCUGCGAGCCCUCGCCGCCUCGCACCCCAACUUCAAGGUGUACUUCAUGGUGGACAGGGCGGAGGCGGCGGCGGGGUGGAAGGGCGGGGUGGGGCUCAUCACGGCUGACGUGCUGCGCAAGGCCAUGCCCCCGCCCUCAGAUGACUCGCUCGUGCUGGUGUGUGGGCCACCCGGCAUGAUGCACCACGUGUCAGGGGGCAAGGCACCGGACAAGUCGCAGGGGGAGGUGGAUGGCCUUUUGAAGGCGCUGGGUUAUACCAAGGACCAAGUCUACAAGUUCUGAAACAUACCUCAGUGCGCCCAACUUGGGUGACGUUCAAAUUAUAAUAAGACUGGCUUGGAUUACAUGGUGGAAUAUACUCCUAGCAAUGUAUACUAUGUCGUGUAUUUACAACCUGAGGUUCUUUGUUAUGAAUCAUCGAAAGUAUAGUGCCGCAUUCUAUAGGGGA
This is a messenger RNA of Closterium sp. NIES-67, 950 nucleotides long. The record is from the annotation of a GenBank genome assembly. Lineage: Eukaryota; Viridiplantae; Streptophyta; Zygnematophyceae; Desmidiales; Closteriaceae.